Messenger RNA from Monoraphidium neglectum, 1527 nucleotides. RefSeq lists its product as hypothetical. Gene Ontology annotation, molecular function: protein binding. Bases 1 to 1527 code for a protein of 508 amino acids. Lineage: Eukaryota; Viridiplantae; Chlorophyta; Chlorophyceae; Sphaeropleales; Selenastraceae. The transcript has 8 exons. The record is from RefSeq and is a predicted model, not a curated record.
AUGGGCCCUGCCGGGCAACGGCGGGUCCUUGCUGGGGCCUUCCUGCUGUUGCUGGCGGUCAACGGCGGCCACGCGCAGAACCCGGCGACCGCGACGCCACUCCCGGCCCAAGCAGCGCCAGGCGCGCAGCAGCAGGACUGUGACCAGAAGGCCGCGCCCGCCGCACCGGGGCCCGUUAAGGCCGUGAUUGUCAAUGACACCGCCGUGAACGUCCUCUGGCUCCCGCCAGAAGGCGGCGGCUGCGUCACGUCCUUCAAGGUAUCCGCGAGGGCUGUGUCCGGCGGCGGCGCCGCGCCGGCGCCGCAGACCGUCAACGGCGGCCUCAGCGCCACCUUCGCCGGCCUCAAGUCGGGCGGCAUCUAUGAGUUCUCCGUCGCUCCCGCCGGCCCCGCCGGCGCGGGCCCCGCCGUGACCUCGCGCGCCGCGCUGCCGCCGGCGCAGCUGGACGCGGUGCCGGACGCGCCCGACGCGUUCGACGCCGUCGCGCUCAGCGACACGCGCGCCAACCUCUCGUGGGCGCGGCCGCCAGGGAACCCUAAGGUCGACUCCUACUCGAUCACGGCGGUCCCGGCCAACGCCACAGGCUUCCCCCUGCCCAACGCCAAGAACCUGACGUUUACUGCCAAGGGGGACGCCAGAUCGCUGGUUGCUGACGGCCUCGCGCCCAACAGCUACUAUGUGUUCACCAUCGUCUCCAAGUCGGCCCGCGGCACAAGCCCCGAGCCCGCAGUCUCUUUCCACAACACGCCCCCGCGCGGCGGCGCCAUCCCCGCCGCGCCGAGGGGCGUGUCGGCGGCGCCGGCGGGCCAGGGCGCGGUGGCGCUGCAGUGGCAGGCGCCGGCCGGGUCUCAGCCUGAUUACUACCAGCUCGGGAUCACCGAGGUGGAUGCGUCCGGCAAUCCGCUCAGCGAGACCAACACCAUCCCCUACGCCAACACGUCGGCCCUCGUGCGCGACCUGACGCCGGGCUCCACCUACAAGUUCGACGUCCAGUCUUACUCGACGUCAUUUGAGAGCGGCCGAAGCGCUGAUUACCAGUACACCGUGCCGGCGACCUACCAGCCGCCCCCCAACGCGCCGCGCCUUCAGCCGCCGGGGCUCGCAGCCAGGAUAUAUGGCAGCGACGUGGAGCUGGUGUGGGAGCAGGUGUAUGGCGCCCAGUACUACAUUGUGACGACCUACGACGCCUACAGCGGCCGCUCCCUGGGCGUGCAGUACAGGGUUCAGGGCAACACCCUCGCCAUCGCGGGGCUGCCUCUUGGAACAGACGUCGAGGUCGUGGUCCAGGCCUUUGGCGCGGGCGGCUACGGGCCGCCGUCAUCCAUUGUCGUCGAACUGCCGGUGCCUGACUACUAUUAUCCCGCCACCUACAGCCCCUACUACGGCUACAACCCCUACCUGCCCUACUGGUACAGCUCCUACUACCCAGUGGGUUGGUACAACGCCUUCUUUCCCCGGCGGACCGUCUUCUUUGGCGUCAUCAUCGUCAUCAACCCCUUCAACAACUUCUGUGGGUCGCCGCGCUAG